Messenger RNA from Pelobates fuscus (common spadefoot toad), 5156 nucleotides. It is a transcript of the gene SALL3, whose product is annotated as spalt like transcription factor 3. Lineage: Eukaryota; Metazoa; Chordata; Amphibia; Anura; Pelobatidae. Gene Ontology annotation, cellular component: nucleus. Gene Ontology annotation, molecular function: RNA polymerase II cis-regulatory region sequence-specific DNA binding; DNA-binding transcription factor activity, RNA polymerase II-specific. Bases 376 to 4191 code for a protein of 1271 amino acids. The record is from RefSeq and is a predicted model, not a curated record. Gene Ontology annotation, biological process: regulation of transcription by RNA polymerase II. The transcript is spliced from 4 exons.
UGGUGCUCCAUGUGUGUGAGCCCAGAAGAAGUGUAGCCCGGGCAGAGGGCUGCUGAGCUGUGCUGCAUGGUGCAGGGGAGACACAUCAUUUGGUGGAGGAGUGGAGGCGGCUAAUUGCCUGAGCCCAUCCCUCAUUUCCAUAUGCAGUCUGUGUCCGCUGGCCCCGAGCCAAUCCCCUCUCACCCCCGCCGCUAAUCGCCAUGCAUUAUUCACCAUCACAAUUACACAGCGACAUGCGCAACCGGCGCUGCACCGACACCAGCUAAUUUCCGUCAUUUUGCAACUCGACUAUUUGUGAACAAUUUUUUUUUUUUAUUUGCCACUGAUGUAUCUGCAAAAAAGCAGAAACGAGUCCCAGUUCCCAGCAGCAGCAGCAUGUCUCGGCGAAAGCAAGCCAAGCCUCAGCAUCUGAAAUCAGAAGAGGACAUCGGGACAGAGGUGCUCCCUUCAAACGCAGUACCCGGGGAAGGAGCAGAUGACGCUGAUAGCGGGAAUGAAAGUCGAAGUGGAAGUGAAGAGACCAAUGUUUGUGAAAAAUGCUGUGCUGAAUUCUUCAAAUGGACUGACUUCUUAGAGCACAAGAAGAACUGCACUAAAAAUCCACUUGUGUUGAUUGUUAAUGACGAUGAUGUAGCAGCACCAGCUUCUGAAGAAUUCCCUGAACCCUCUCCUGCGAGCUCGCCCAGUGAUCACGGAGAAAGCGAGACAGCAGAGGAAAAUGUCCAAGUAGAAAAUAAUGAGAACUGUGAUAUAAAAGACACAGAAAAGGAAGAGGAACCUAUGGAGGUGGAAAACACUGAAGAAAAAACCUACCCAAGUCAAGAGCCCUCAAACACAGCUAAUCCUCUACCUCAGAUUCCUGAACCAUCUUCCAUGACUAAUUAUAACAUGCCAAACACUAACGUCACAUUAGAGACUCUACAAAGUACGAAGGUGGCUGUUGCACAGUUUUCACAGACUGCACGGUGUGUAGGUGGGACAAAUUCUGCAACUGCAGCUACGGCAAUGGCAAUUCCAAUGAUUUUAGAACAGUUAAUGGCACUACAGCAGCAGCAAAUUCACCAGCUGCAACUCAUUGAACAAAUACGUAGCCAAGUGGCACUGAUGAAUCGCCAGCCACUGCGUCCUCCCCUGACUCCUGCUGUUCCGGCACAGAGUGCUCCAAUACCCGCCUCUAAUCAACUACAGGGUUUUGUGGCACAUUCUGCCCUCCAGCUAACAUCAGUAGCUCCACCCACUCUUGCAGUCCCGGUUCCCAGUAAUCAAUCUCCAUCUUUUGAGAACCCACAACAUGUAUCACAGCCUGCCUCUGGUGCGAGUACCCCAAAUAUACCAUGCUCUGUCUCUUCUGUGCCAACAGAAUGCAGCACACCAUUACCAAGUAAUACUAAAGCAACUUCAUCAACCCCUAGUUCAAUGUCCAAUGUUACAAGUAGUUUAGCACAUCCGCAGAAUUCCACAAGUCCUCUAUCUGUUGGGCAUGGAAAUAUCCUUACCCCAUCUUCUAGCUUGCCAAGCCCACUUCUACCUCAGAGUUCAUCAAGCAGUGUGAUUUUCCCCAAUCCUCUUGUCAGCAUUGCUGCGACAGCUAAUGCGUUAGACCCUCUCUCUGCACUCAUGAAGCACCGCAAGGGAAAGCCACCAAACGUAUCAGUAUUUGAGACCAAGUCGAAUUCCGAAGACCCAUUUUUUAAACAUAAAUGUAGGUUUUGUGCCAAGGUCUUUGGAAGUGAUAGUGCUUUACAAAUCCACUUGCGUUCUCAUACAGGAGAAAGACCUUUCAAAUGUAAUAUAUGUGGAAAUCGUUUCUCCACAAAAGGGAACCUUAAGGUUCACUUCCAGAGACACAAAGAAAAAUAUCCCCAUAUACAAAUGAAUCCAUACCCAGUUCCAGAAUACCUCGACAAUGUACCCACUAGCUCUGGAAUUCCUUAUGGCAUGUCUCUUCCUCCUGAGAAACCAGUAACAACAUGGUUAGAUAGUAAACCUGUAUUACCAACCAUUCCAACGUCAAUAGGGUUGCAGCUUCCUCCCACUAUACCAGGUAUUAACAACUAUGGGGACUCUCCAAGCAUAACUCCAAUGAACAGAUCACCCCAAAGGCCUUCUCCUGCUUCCAGUGAAUGUAACUCCUUAUCACCAAGCCUACACAACUCAGAAUCUUGUAUAAUAGCAUCUGCAGAAUCUCCACAACCUGUUCUAGCAGUGACCGCUACUACUAAAUCAGAAGCCCCUGUCCUCCCCCUUCCUGCACAGCCUGUAAGAGUUCCUGAACAAACUUCAAGUGGACAGAUAUCAUCACCUGUCACCACUUCAAUCCCUACCAUCACAGACACAAGCAUUUCAAGCAUUUCAACUAGCCUCCCAAACUCUGUGCUUCCAUCCAUGUCUGAUCAGUUCAAGGCAAAAUUUCCCUUUGGAGGUCUCCUGGAGUCUAUGCAAACAUCAGAAACCUCAAAACUACAGCAGCUAGUUGAGAACAUUGAUAAAAAAAUGACAGAUCCAAACCAAUGUGUCAUUUGUCACAGAGUGCUAAGCUGUCAGAGUGCUCUCAAGAUGCAUUACAGAACACAUACAGGAGAAAGGCCAUUUAAAUGCAAAAUUUGUGGACGUGCUUUUACUACGAAAGGCAAUUUAAAAACACAUUUUGGUGUUCAUCGGGCAAAACCUCCACUUAGAGUUCAGCAUUCGUGUCCCAUUUGUCAGAAAAAAUUUACAAAUGCCGUGGUCCUGCAACAACAUAUUCGUAUGCAUAUGGGUGGGCAGAUUCCAAACACCCCUUUACCAGAGGGCUUCCAAGAUGCAAUGGACUCUGAGCUUUCUUAUGAUGAUAAGAAUCUAGAAACAAUGAGCAAUUAUGAUGAUGACUUUGAUGAUAAUUCUAUGGACGAUGAUUUAGACAUGAAAGAUGAAACAAGUGAUUCUUCUAAACCUCUCAUACCAUACUCUGGGUCUUCACCUUCUUCCCCUCCCACUGUCAUUUCUAGUAUUGCUGCUUUAGAAAAUCAGAUGAAAAUGAUUGACUCUGUUAUGAAUGCUCAGCAGUUUAUUGGUUUAAAAAACAUUGAGAAUGGGUCUGGAGAAAGUGAUCAUUUAAGCAAUGAUUCCUCGUCUGCUGUUGGGGAUCUGGAAAGCCAAAGUGCUGGCAGUCCUGCCAUGUCAGAAUCUUCUUCAUCCAUGCAAGUUUUGUCACCUGCACAUAGUCAUAGUGAGAGCAUAAGAUCAAAGUCCCCAAAUGUUAUUACCCAAGAAGAAAUACAACAUCCAUCCGAAAUACAGCUUAAAACAGAAAAGCCCGAUAGUCCUUUACCUGCUACAGAAAAUGAAGGUGCACUUGAUCUGACCUCCACCAAUCCUGGGAGACCAGUCAUCAAAGAAGAGGCUCCUUUUAGCCUGCUGUUCCUGAGCAGAGAACGUGGUCCCAGCCAAACUACUACUAGCCUGGUCACCAGCACAUCGCCUGCCAUGAUCAAAAUGGAAGUGAAUGGUCACACCAAGCCGAUCUCAAUGGGUGAAGGUCCGCACCUUCCACCAGGAAUCCAGGUUCCUGCCGCACCACAGACAGCGAUGAGCCCAGGCAUCACUCCAUUGCUGGCACCCCCACCACGACGAACUCCCAAGCAACACAACUGUCACUCGUGUGGAAAGACCUUCUCUUCAGCAAGUGCACUACAGAUACAUGAACGUACUCAUACUGGUGAAAAGCCAUUUGGUUGCACAAUCUGUGGUAGAGCAUUUACCACAAAAGGGAAUCUUAAGGUCCAUAUGGGAACGCACAUGUGGAAUAAUGCUCCUGCAAGAAGAGGUCGGCGGCUUUCAGUCGAAAACCCGAUGGCUUUGCUAGGAGGAGACGCACUAAAGUUUUCUGAGAUGUUUCAAAAGGACUUGGCAGCUCGAGCAAUGAAUGUUGACCCCAGUUUUUGGAACCAGUAUGCUGCUGCUAUCACAAAUGGGCUUGCUAUGAAAAACAAUGAGAUUUCUGUUAUACAGAACGGAGGUAUUCCGCAACUCCCUGUCAGUUUGGGUGGAAGUGCUAUCCCACCAUUAGGCAACAUUUCCAGUGGGAUGGACCGAGCACGUACCUGCAGCAGCCCUCCUAUCAUUAGUUUGGACAAAGUAGGCUCUGACUCUAUUGUAAAUCGGCCCUUCACAAGGUUUAUCGAAGAGAAUAAAGAAAUUGGCAUAAACUGAAUGCUGAAUGCUGAAUGGUAACAAAAACAAAAACAAAAAAAAGAUACUGUUUUGGCCAAUUUUCUGCACCAUUGUACUAUGAUGUACAGAUUUUUUUGAACAUAUAUCACUGUCUCUUAACCCAAGUACCUUUUCUCGUUUGCCCAUAGCAGAAAUGCAUAGUCUUGUUGAUGCAGAAGAGAUUUUUUUUUUUUUUUUUUGCAAGAUGUGCAUGGUACUUUUUUCAGCAGUUAAACUGACUGUCACAUUCACAACAGACUUUGUACCCUUUUUUUGUUUUAGUUAAGAAUUGUCAUUGGAUAACAAACUUACAAAGGCACCACAUUUUAUUUAAUUUUAUUUUCCUACAAAAUGAAUUAUCUAUUAAUGUAUUGGGGGGGGGGGGAGGGAGGGAGAUAGACAAGAAUUUUGUUGUCCAAAAUAUUUGCUGGUUUUGUUCAAUUAGCUAUAUACUUGAAGUAUGAUUUUAAGGAUUCUGAUACUAAACAAGAAAUUUAGUUUGCCCAAUACUGUGCAUUAUUACAGUAUCUAUGUCUGUAAUAUUUAUAAUAACAUUAUGCGGGUAUCAAACAUUAAACAGCCCCCAACCUACAAUGGAGUUUUGUACAGCAAUGUACGUACCCGAGUUUGUGACAUAUUCUUAGCAAGGAUUUUUUUUGGCUAUGAUUCAGUGAUGUUUAUUCCAAUGCAGGCAAAAAUUGUGACAUUUUUAUUUGGGAAGAUCGCAUGCUUUACAUGUGCAAGUAUCUGUCAGUAACAAAUCCUUUUAUUUAAAUAUUUGUAGCUGCUACGUGGACAGUUGUUCGAUAUAAAUGAGAAGAUGUUGUGUGGAUAAUAGUUCCGUGGCUGAAAAUCCAGUUACAUAAAAAGCCUUUUCAAUCUUUAAAAUAUUCACUUCAUAGGAGUGAGUUAAAGAAAUUCUCCAUGUUAUCUUUGCUGUACAAUAAAGGGUAAUGUUUGUAUAA